Messenger RNA from Symbiodinium necroappetens, 4673 nucleotides. NCBI's taxonomy places the organism in Eukaryota, Dinophyceae, Suessiales, Symbiodiniaceae. The record is from the annotation of a GenBank genome assembly.
GUCUGGACCGAGGAUGCUGCUGGCACAAUCUUCCGAGAGGUGCGUGGUGUUUUCAAGCCAGGUCGCUUGCUCCCGGUCGCGGAAUCUCCGCAAAGGCUGAUGGCACACCAAUGCUACCAUCAGACCGAACCGUGGACGGGCGAACGGCUGCUUCUUGUGGGUUUUACCAUUUCCGAUGCCUUGCAGCUUGAGUCAACCCAUCUUGCCACAUUGCGCGACUUAGGUUUUGUCUUGCCCGCUUCCUCUCACCUAAAGGGGGGGGAUGCACUCGACGAAGACGGACAAGAACCACCUCUUAGCACCCCUCGAGAUGCAGCCGCAUCCGGGGCCCCAGCCGACCUUAGCACCCCCUCGGGAGGGUCCACCCGAGUGGCCCACGUUAGCACCCCGACGGAGGGGCCCACUCCGUCGGCUUCACCUAGUGCCAUGUCACCACUUGAGCAAACCCUUCAAGAAGGCGUGGAGGAGGCCGAUGACUCUGGAGAUUUUGACCCGAACACAUCGCGAUGCCGGGGCCCGCCGAUUAAAUGCAGGCACACUCAGUGGCGAGACUUGGUGGAUGGGUUUGGGUUAUGCUCGCCAGGCCGCUGGCGUCCCUUGGCCAGGAAUGCGUUGGCAAGCUCUGGAGAAUGGGAUCAUGCGGGUAAGAUUCGAAAGGUUCUCGCAGAGGCAGUUCAUCAGGCUAUUCUCGAUCUGAGGAAGGCUGCUUUUGCACUUGCAACAGGCCGUCUGAUCAAGUCACCUUUCAGCGAAAAGCUGAUCAAUGAUGUGAGGGCUCGGAUGGCUGCGACUUUACCUGAUCCUGAACAGGCUUUGUGUAAACCUGAUGGGCAGCCCUUCAUGCUGCACAUGCUUUCGCAGUCACUUAAGAUCUUGGGUGACCCGGACUACGAGAUACUUGAUCAGGGCAACGAAAGUUUUGCUGAAGGGGUACCCCUGGGGUGGGACAAGCCGAUUGCCAGAACGCCUCAGGUCUUCCCAAAGCGUACUCACUUCAGGAAGCUCGACGAAAGCGACUUUGACCCUUCGAUGGUCAAUUAUCGCUCCGCGGAGAUAAAUGCAGCACAGCUUGAAGAAAAGUUCAGACAGGAUGAACAGGCCGGAAUGAUGUUGUGUACUACUGAACCAGAGGCUCGGCGGAAGUACGGCUCCGAAGCCGUGCUCAUCGCCGCAAUGGGUGCAGUGACUAAAGCUAAUGGUGAUGUCAGACCGCUGCAUGACGGAACACACGGCAUCAACUUGAACAGCAGUAUUGUCAUCUUGGACAAGCUACAGGUCCCUGGGCCAGAGGACUUGCAGGAGGUUGCUUCGAGGGUGAAGGAAAGCAAGGAGGCGCCGUGUUCGCUAUGUGCAGACAUCAGCCACGCGCAUCGCAACGUAAAGGUGCGAGAAUGCGACUGGCCACGUUUGGCAUGCAAGUCAUCCAGUGCUUCGCGCGUCUUAUGGCUCAACAAGGUUGGGACGUUUGGCGUGAGUUCCGCCGCCUACUACUGGACGCGCCUAUUUGGCGCAGUAGGGCGGUGGGCCUUUCGCGUGUUGCAUUUGGACAAGUUUUACAUGCUUGUGUACGUUGAUGAUCUUCACGUGGUGGUGUAUGGCAGUGACAAGUUUGAAACCCUUUGGAUCCUUUUUCUUGCGCUGGAAAUCAUGGGCACUCCUUUUUCUUUCCAUAAGUUUAAAGGGGGCGUGAAUGUCGAUUACAUCGGGUAUCAUCUUUGCUACUACACUUGGUCAGCAGGCAUCUCAGAGAAACGUGCAACUUGGAUCAUUGAAUGGAUCAACCAAGCUGAACAGGCACAAUGGAUGGUGACCGGGCGCCAGCUCACCGAGUUCAUUGGGCGGUUGAAUUUCGUGACUCGUUUGCUUGCUUGGCUGAAACCUUUCUUGGCACCGCUCUUUGCUUGGCUUUCAGGACAGAUGCUAAGUGCGAGACCGGCCGGGUCGUGCUGGGUGGAUGGCCGUGUGCGGACGCUGUCGCUGGGUAAUGUGCGCAGACAUGGCAACAGCAGCCAGCAUGCGCGUGCGGCCAAGCAGGCUGGCUUUGAUGGAGUGGACGACGACGAGGAUGCCGCGCCAAGCUUGGAAAACUUUACAAAGGUGCUGCAAGCGCGUUUGGAAGGUCGGCCUCUUUGCAGCAAGGUCGAGGGCAUGGGCUCUUGGAAGAUUGGCAAAAUGACGUUCUGCUUGGCCGAGGCAGCCCGUGAGAAGACACGACAGGAAAUUCGAGAAGCCGAGUCCAUAGCGCUCAAGAUGGACUCACGCGAAGGAGUUUUGUUGCUGAGGUAUACCUGCUGCGACCAGAGCCUGACGAUCAGCAGGGGCAUGGUGGGUUUCAAAUUCAUACCAGAAAGAGAGACGUCAUCUGCUUUGGUGGCCGGUGUCCGUCGUGUGCUGGAGGAUCUGUGCACCAGCGGCACUGACGGCCAACUGGACGUGGCUUUGGUCAAUCACUUCUGCGAGAAAGUGGAGGUCGUCUGUGCUGACAAGGCUUCCAACGAACAAGUUGCUGGUCGCAUGUGCCGGACCGGGCCGUCUGCUAUGUUUCCGAAUGCCAAGGUUGUCAACCACGACUCGAGCCAUGCAAUGCAACGGCCGGCCCUGUCCAAUCUAGGGGUGUUGAAACGCCCUUGGGCGGCGGUGGAGCCGAUCCAGCGUGUCAUCGAGGAGUGGGUCACCGGCGCGAACUCUGUCAGCCAGAUGAUUGAGCACAGCAAUGCCCUGGCUAGCGUUUAUCGCAGCUAUGUGCAAAAGUUGGAGGGAUUGCCGAUCAAUGCCAGGCGGAUCAAGGACCUCCGUGCUGCAAAGCACAGAUUUGCCUCGCUGCAGAAACCUUUAGGACGUGCGGUUCUGACAUUCGACGCGAUGCUCUCUACGAUAUUGUGGGCUGCUGCGCAUCGCAGCGGUGCCGAGCGAGACAGGUGCAUGUCCUGCCUCGCAUCCUUGUCUGAGGAAGGCCUGAUACUAUUGGCGAUGUCUGCGGACAUUGCGGACGAGAAUAUCAGGGUCCUCCGUUUGUGCGACCAAGAGGAAUUCGACGCCGCGGAGUUCCCUCAGGAGCUGGGCUGUCUCAUCGACCGGCUGCAUUUCCUUGUGAACAAGGGCGGUGUGCUUUCUCAAGGAUACACGCAGUACAUGAUCGAUUACUUGCAAGAUCAGCGUGGUUUCUUGCUCAAGAAUGAGGCGAGAACCCUUGGUGGAGAAGAUCGUGUGAACGCACAGAUGCUGGCAGGCUGCUGUAAUAUCUUCAAGGCAUAUGUCCGCCUUGCUGUGCAUACAGUGGAGCAGGAGUUUCCAUGCCACGAUGUGCUGAGUGCCAUGUCUGUCUUGAACAUCCGCGAGAAGCGCAAGAAUGAGGACACUUUGGAGCACCUCAUGUGGACGGAGCACCGCCAGGCCAGCUUGGAACGAUUGGCGCAGGUCUGCCGCAAGGAUCCGCAAGCUUUGCGGGAUCAGUUUAUGGAUCUCGAGCCUAUCGCACGCUACGAGGUUGCCACGAACCAUUGCAGCAGCUUCGAGGGUUGGCGGGCAGCCGUGCUUCGCUGCCGUGCUAGCAAGCCACAGGUGCGACAGCGCCACAAAACAGACGUGAUUUUGCCCGUCCUGAUCAAAUACGGCUGCUUCUGUGGGCUUUCAGCGUCAGGUGUGGAACAAAGCUUUUCGAAGUUGCAGCGCUUUCAGCCCAAGGAGCGAAAGUGCAUGCUACCCACUACAGCGGAAGACGAAGCGUCCCUGAUGCUCCUGCACGACUGCUCCGUGCACCAGUGGCUGUCGCAGCGCGGGCGGCAGAUCUGGCUUGACAACUUCGGCAAGCCCCGUGCCAGCUGCGCGACGCGCAUCGACCGUGGGGUUCCGAAGCGCAAGGAUCCUCAGUCCGAGAAGGCUUUCAUAAAGAGACGCCGGGUGGAGGUCGACAAAGGCGCUCUGCCCGUGGAUCCAGCAGAGGUGCUGCAGGCUGCUCAGAAUGGCUGCUGGGUCAGCCAGGCUGUUUUGGAGGAAGAAGGUUGGCAAGUGAGUGAGAAGUACGACAACAAAGUCAUGGCCUACUUGGACGGAGCUCUUCUCGAGUCCGAAGUGGACUUGGCUUUGGUAGAGACGGCUGUCGCUUUAAGAACGCAUCAAGCAGGUCUCGAUGCCGGGCGAGUAGCACGCGAGAAUGCCAUCGUGCAGCAGCUCCGGCCAAAGAAAGUGAACGUGCAAGCUGGCACCUUCUACGUUGCAGAUGCAGGGUGGGUGGCCGAGCACGGCCUCAGCAACUCCCGCGCCACUGUGACUCUUGCUGAGGCCUCGCAUUACGUGGUUGCGGACCCCGGGAACCCGGGUAUGCCGGUGUUGUUUGCUGCAGCGCUUCAGGGAGGGAUGUUAUGCAAUGUCGAAUAUGCACGAACCAAGGGCAAUUCUGGGGUGGCCUUUGCGUUCGAUGCUGCCCUACUAGUGAAGCGCUUCAUUUUUCUUUCAACAGCAUUCCUGCAGUCGGAGUCGCAGGUUGCUCAGGUGGUCGUGGAUGCAGUCCGCAGUAGACAGUCCAAAUGGUCGCAAAUUCAUGCAUUGGACGAGUUUGUGGACAGAAGUUUGCGUUUCCGUGGGCAGAAGAAGAACUUUCUGUGCGUGGGGCUCUUCGCUGAUAGCGAGGAGCAGAAGAUAGCAGAGGAGCCCAACAUGUUCACGAAGAAAGG